This is a messenger RNA of Castor canadensis (American beaver), 2644 nucleotides long. The record is from RefSeq and is a predicted model, not a curated record. NCBI's taxonomy places the organism in Eukaryota, Metazoa, Chordata, Mammalia, Rodentia, Castoridae.
UCCUCCCGGUCGCAUCGGUUGAGCGCGCGCCCGGCAGCCCCGACUUCUGACGUUGCAACCGCUCGCGACCCUCAGCGUCCCGGAGGAGGGGCUGGGCAGAGCCGCAGGUUUGGGCCGGUGAGUAGCUACCGCCGCCACACCGCAGCCUGCCCACUUCCCGCCCCGUCCUCGCCCUCGCCGAGGCAAAAGAAUGCCAAGAAGAAAGAAGAAAAGUAAAGAAGCCUGUGAAUCUGAGAACCUGGAGAAGAAAGAUGCAGAAACUACCAGUCCUGGCAGUGUGAAGAGGAAGCGUAGACUUGAGGAGGCAUUCAUUGUGAUAUCUGAUAGUGAUGGAGAGGAACCAAAGGAGGAGAAUGGAUUACAGAAAAUGAAGACAAAACAGUCGAAUAGAGCAAAAUGCUUGGCUAAAAGAAAAAUUGCACAGAUGACAGAAGAAGAACAGUUUGCUUUGGCUCUCAAAAUGAGUGAACAGGAAGCCAGAGAAGUGAACAGCCAGGAGGAAGAAGAAGAGGAGCUCUUGAGGAAAGCCAUUGCUGAAAGUCUGAAUAGUUGCUGGCCUUCUGAUGUUUCUGCUACCAGAUUUCGACCUCUGGCCACUGGACCAUCUUCACAUUCCUACCAAGAGAAAACCACAGACUCUGGGACUGGGACUACUGAAGGCAUAUGGCAGCUGGUACCUCCAUCACUGUUUAAAGGCUCACAUAUCAGUCAGGGAAACGAGGCUGAGGAAAGAAAGGAGCCUUGGGACCACACUGAAAACACUGAAGAGGAGCCGGUCUCUGACAGCUCAGGAAGCUGGGACCAGUCAAGCCAGCCAGUGUUUGAGAAUGAGAACGUUAAAUGUUUUGACAGAUGUACUGGCCACUUGGCUGAGCACACACAGUGUGGGAAGCCACAGGAAAGUACUGGGAGGGGUUGUGCUUUUCUCCAAGCUUCCCAGGGCAGGGGGAACACAUCCAGCCACUGUCUGCCUACCCCAGCAGCUGCCAAAGGUCUCCAGGACAUUGGAAGCACUGUGCACUACUUCUGGGGUAUUCCAUUCUGCCCUGCCGGAGUAGACCCUAACCAGUACACCAAGGUCAUUCUCUGCCAGUUGGAGGUUUAUCAAAAGAGCCUAAAGAUGGCCCAGAGGCAGCUCUUUAAAAAAAAAGGGUUUGGGGAACCAGUGUUACCUAGCCCUCCUUCUCUGAUCCAGAAUGAAUGUGGCCAAGGAGAUCAGGCUAGUGAAAAAAAUGAAGGCAUCUCAGAAGAUAUGGGAGAUGAAGACAAAGAGGAGAGGCAGGAGUCUAGGGCAUCUGUCUGGCACUCAAAAACCAAGGAUUUCCAAGAAAGCCCAAUUAAAAGCUUGAAACAGAAACUUUUGUUGGAGGAAGAACCAACAACCAGUCAUGGUCAGUCUUCUCAAGGGCUAUUUGUUGAAGAAACUUCUGAAGAAGGAAACUCUGUACCUGCCUCACAAAGAAUUGCUGCUUUGACCAGUAAGAGAAGCUUAGUCCUUAUGCCAGAGAGUUCUGCAGAAGAAAUCACUGUUUGUCCUGAGACACAGCUGAGUUUCCCUGAAACUCUUGACCUGGAAAGAGACUCUCCAGGUAGUAGAGAGACCCUGGAUGAAGUAAGGCCAAUAAUGGACAGUGAGGAGGCUGAUAAUGGGGAAGGUGCUGAGAAGGAAACGCCUGCUUCUGUCUUCUCAUCCAGUGCCCAGGUGUCUUGCCCACUGUGUGACCAAGGCUUCCCACUCACAAAGAUUGAGCAGCAUGCAAUGUACUGCAAUGGUGUGAAGGAGCAAGGUUCAGUGUUGACUCGUAGACAAAGAGAGGCCAAGAGCAAGAAUAACCAUGGGACAGCUACACAGACUUCUCUGGACAUUGACAAGAAUGAGAAAUGUUAUAUCUGCAAAUCCCUGGUUCCACUCAGAGAAUAUCAGUGUCAUGUAGACUCCUGCCUACAGUUUGCAAGGGGUGACCAAAGAGAUGGGCCUGAAAGGAGUGGCAGAGCAUAUCCAACUGCGCAAGGAAAGCGACCGCAGCGACCGAGGAACCCAAAGGAAAAAGGCCACAAUGAAGGCCGACUCCUCAGUUUUUUGGAACAGUCUGAGCACAAGACUACAGAUGCAGAGAUAAAGACAAAGUCUUCAGAAACAGUAACCUUCAGGUUGCCUUCACUUGGAGUGGAAGAGGCAGGUUGCAGCAGAGAGAUACAGAGUUCUGUCACACAGCUCAACUUAAAUGAGUCUCCCAUCAAGUCUUUUGUUUCUAUCUCAGAAGCCACAGAUUGCUUAGUGGACUUCAAAAAGCAGCUUACUGUCCGGCCAGGUAGCCGGACACGAGCCAAAGCAGGCAGAGGAAGGAGGAGAAAAUCCUGAAUUCCUAGGCUCCUAAGGUUGACAAAGCAUUAGUAAUAGGGGUGGGCCAUAUUCAUUAAGCCUUAGUGGCCUUCAGUUCAUUGUUGGGCAAGUUUUCACCCUACAGUUUUCACCACCAGCACCUACUCAGCAUCCUGGUUUUUAUGUUUUGUAUUAUCUAUACAGACAACUGUGUAUAGUAUUCUGUUUUAUAACAGUCUGUUCAAAUUUACUUAGGUUAAAAGAAAACAAAUAUAUUUAUCUAUGUUUGUAUGAAAUCUUAUUUCAAUAGGUGGGGAUUUU